GCAGCCCUCGACCUCCAAGAUGCCUAUUUCCAUAUAACCAUCCACCCCUCCCACAGAUGCUACCUACGCUUUGCGCUCGGUCCAGACCACUUCCAAUACAACGUUCUUUCCUUCGGCCUCUCAUCAGCUCCGAGGGUGUUCUCGAAAGUACUAGCUGUUGUAGCUGCGUACCUCAGACAGCAGAACGUUAUCAUAUUCCCCUACCUGGAUGACUGCCUUCCAAAGGGAUCCUCAUACGCCGAAACCACCUCUAUGAUUCAUACGACCAUGGCCCUCCUCAAUCGUCUAGGCCUCCUGAUCAACAAAGACAAAUCAACGCUGCACCCGGUCCAAGAUAUAGAGUUCAUUGGUGCACGACUGGACUCCGUUACAGCCCGAGCAUACCUACCUAGGCAACGUUUCGCAACUAUACAGGAAAUUAUAACCGGGAUGCUCACAAUGCCUACUACCACAGUACUUACAUGCCUCCGACUAAUGGGACACAUGCCUUCCACCACCUACAUAGUCCACCAUGCUCGCCUACACUUUCGAUGCUUUCAGCUCUGGGUGGCAACCGUUUACAUCCCAUCACGACACCCUCGAAGCAAGAGAAUUACUAUCCCACCAAACGUGCUUGCAUCCCUACCAUGUUGGACCAUGCCAAACAAUCUUCUGGCAGGGGUUCCAUUCCAACAAACCGAACCCACUAUCCAAAUUACCACGGAUGCCUCCCUCCUCGGCUGGGGUGCACAUAUGGAUAGCUGCGAAAUUCAGGGCAAGUGGUCCCCAAACGAGACACUCUUGAACAUCAACAUUCUCGAAAUAAGAGCAGUAAAGAAUGCUUGCGCACACUUUGCUUCCGACAUCGCCAAUCAUACAGUUCGCAUCCUAACAGACGAUAUUUGCACGAUGUUCUACCUAAACCGACAGGGCGGAGCCCGCUCCCUAUGCGCGGAAGCUAUUCGCCUUUGGAACUCGUGCAUCCGCAACCAGGUCACCCUCAUAGCAUCCUAUCUGCCAGGGGUGAACAAUACCAGAGAGGACUCCCUCAGUUGAAACUUCACCUUAGACCAUGAAUGGGAAUUACAUACAGAGGUCCUAAACUCAGUUUUCCACCAGUGGGCACGGCCAUCUAUAGACCUCUUCGCUUCGGCCCAGAAUUCCAAAUGUCCCCAAUUCCGCUCACGUGCGGGACUUGGCAAGCAUUCUCUGGGGGAUGCCUUCCUAAUCAAAUGGGCAGCCCCCCUACAUUACGCCUUCCCCCCCCCCAUACCUCUCAUCCCAAGAGUCCUACGCAAAAUCCUGUGAGACAAUGCCCUAGUCAUCCUGAUUGCCCCAUCAUGGUCUCGCCAAACCUGGUACCCAUACCUUCACAAGCUAGCGGUCCAACCUCUAUUAUGGAUCUUAAAACAUCAGGACUGUCAAUUUCCUCUCUGAGUACAUCUCUCUGCAAUAGCAGCAUUUCAUACCUCAGUGGACGGCUUCUCCAUUUUUAACCAUCCUAUCACGAAGAGGUUCCUCAAAGGACUCCAAAAUGUGUACCCACCAUACAAGGCCUCACCCUCCCCUUGUGGGACCUAAAUCUUGUUUUGGACUACCUGACCAGACCUCCCUUUGAACUGUUGGCAACAAUACCACUUCACUUCCUUUUUAUGGAAGUCUGCUUCCUCUUAGCCAUCACCUCAGUCAGAAAGGUGAGUGAACUUGCAGCACUAAUGUUGGAACCCCCUUACACAGUUUUCACAAAGGAUACGGUCAUACUUAGACCCCACCCGACGUUCCUGCCUAAGGUCUGUACGGAAUUUCACGUCAACAAACCGAUCGUAUUACCUACCCUUUUCCCGAAACCACACUCUUCACAGAGAGAUGUCACCCUGCAUACUCUGGACAUCCGGAGGGCUCUGGCCUUCUUCCUAGAAAGAACAAAACCAUUUCGUA
Molecule: messenger RNA, 1917 nt
Organism: Pelodiscus sinensis (Chinese soft-shelled turtle)
Lineage: Eukaryota; Metazoa; Chordata; Testudines; Trionychidae
Source: RefSeq, a predicted model, not a curated record